AUGGAGCUGUCGAUGUUCAAUGUGAGUCACGGCUUCACGGAGGCCGUGGCCAGAGGUUUGCGCAGCGGCUUCCUGGGUGUGGAAGAUUACCGACGCCUUGGCACCUGCGACACCUUGGAAGAUAUGCGAAGUGCCUUGGAAGAGACCGACUAUGGCACCUUCCUUCAGGAUGAGCCUUCGCCCUUGCUGGUGUCCACCAUUUCAAAGAAAUGCUAUGAGAAGCUGGCGGAUGAGUUUAGGUACUUGAAGGCACAAACCGUGGAACCUUUGACCACUUUCAUGGACUUCAUCGCGCGGGAAAAGAUGAUCGAUAAUGUCUGCAUGAUCAUCCAAGGCGCUUUGAACAACAAGGCACCCAAGGAAUUAGAGGAAAAGAUUCAUCCUUUGGGCGUCUUUGAAGGUAUGAAGGUCAUCAUGUCUGAGAGCUUCGAUGUGCAGGGUGGCUUUGAUGAUGUCUACCGGAUCUUCUUGGUGGAUACGCCCAUUGGUGCCUACUUCGAAGAGUAUCUCAAGGAGGCGGAUCGAGACAAGGAUGACAUGGCCCGCGCAGGGAUCGAAACGUCUCAGGUGGGUGGCAUCUUGACCAAACAGGACUUGGAGAUCAUGAAGACCAGCUUAAAGAAGGCUUGGCUGGAGGACUUCUAUGCCUUCGUGGAGAGCCAGGGAGGGACAACUUCCGAGGUCAUGGGACAUAUUCUCAAGAUGGAGGCGGAUUUCAGGGUGCUGCUGGUCACCAUGAACGCCUUGAAUACCAACCUUAGUACCGAGUCUUCCCUGCAGGAUCGCAAUGCUCUGUAUCCGAACUUCGGGUAUUUGUAUCCCGAAGGCACCAAGGAACUGCGUAAGGUCUUCAAUGACACCACGGUGCGCGCAGCGCUGGAACCAUACUCCAAAUAUUUGCAGCUCUUUGAUCAGGUGAAGGACUUUUACGAUGCCGAGAGCGGUGGAAGGGUUGGGCAGACCUCCUUCCAAUCCAUUGAGGACUUGAUCUAUGCAGAGAAUGUUCACAUGUACGAGAUGGCCUUCGAGCAGCAGUAUCACUUUGGCAUUUUCUAUGCAUGGGUCAAGCUGCGAGAGCAGGAGAUCAGAAACAUUAGGUGGAUUGCGAACAUGGUUGUCCUGAACACGAAGGAUCACAUUGAUGAUACCAUUGUUCCCAUCUUCCAGCCUCGUAUGUAG
Cladocopium goreaui is the source of this 1179-nucleotide messenger RNA. The record is from the annotation of a GenBank genome assembly. NCBI's taxonomy places the organism in Eukaryota, Dinophyceae, Suessiales, Symbiodiniaceae.